Messenger RNA from Scutellospora calospora, 399 nucleotides. The record is from the annotation of a GenBank genome assembly. Lineage: Eukaryota; Fungi; Glomeromycota; Glomeromycetes; Diversisporales; Gigasporaceae.
AUGAAUCAAUGCCCUCUAAAAAUUUCUUUGAUUGGUAUUUCUCAAACAAUACCAACUGAAUUAAAUAAUAAUAAAAUUGCUAUGUUUGAAAUACUUGUAAAUGAUUUUGCUAUUCAAGCAUGCAAUUUUAUUGUUAAAAUAGUUUAUCCAUAUCUUAAACCAAGAUUUAAAUAUACAAAAGAAACUAUUCAACUACAAGAAUCUUUAAUUUUUAUAGACGGUAUAAUAGAAAUUAUUGAUAAUGAUCUUUAUGUAUAUGCAAAAGAAAUCAAUAAUGUUUCUAUCCCUACUAAAAAUACUCUUAAUAACAAAAAACAAGAAAUACCAAUAUCUCUAAAAUCUACUAGAUCGAAACUAUUAUCUGCACAUCAAAAUAUUAAAUCUAAUUCUGAUAUUUAA